GUUGUCAAUCAUUGUUAUUAUAGCUCAAGUUCUUACAUGUUUCUCUCUUGUAUUUUACCCCGCCUUGCCUUUAAGAGGAAACUUUCAAACUUGGAAAGAAGAUCCCUAAAGACAAAAUCGUUCCUGAUCAUGAUCAAUGUGUCUGCUCUUCUUGGAGCUUGCUAUUUCUUCAUGAGGCACAACUGGUACUGUGAAACUGGGGUCUAUACUUUGUUUGCCCUCUGUGAAUAUAUUGCUGUGCUAACGAAUAUGGGCUUUCACAUGACAGCGUACUGGGACUUUGCCGACUAUCAGCUAAGAAUUUAUUCUGAUUGGAUUGAUAUUAGCAAGGUCAGGUGUAACAGUGCUCUUCAGUUAAAUAUAUAAGAGGUGUUGUAAAAAAAUUUAACGUU
This is a messenger RNA of Limulus polyphemus (Atlantic horseshoe crab), 392 nucleotides long. RefSeq names its product post-GPI attachment to proteins factor 2-like. The transcript is spliced from 3 exons. Gene Ontology annotation, cellular component: endoplasmic reticulum membrane; Golgi membrane. The record is from RefSeq and is a predicted model, not a curated record. Gene Ontology annotation, biological process: GPI anchor biosynthetic process. Lineage: Eukaryota; Metazoa; Arthropoda; Merostomata; Xiphosura; Limulidae. The coding region runs from base 37 to 366 and encodes 109 amino acids.